AUAAUGAAGUUAGCACAGCAGGUGGCAGUAAUGCUCUUUACUAUUAUUUACUAGCUCACACUAAGCAGUAGAAGAAGAUGUCGCUUUAAGUACAUGUGCUAAGACGGUGUUAAGAAGAAUAUCCAGUGAAAACAUGGCGAGGAAUAAACAGAAGGGUAAAAAGCAUCAGAAUGUUUUUCAAGUGGCUACCAAACAGUCCAAGCCCAAGUCUAAAACCAAGCCAGUGAAGACUUCAUUAAAACAUAUAAACACUCUAAAAAAAGAGAAAGUGGAGAACUUGAAUCAGAUUUUCUCUGAGGUUCAGAGGGACAUGAAAAGUAUUUCAAAAUCUACAGCCAAAGAAUCUACAGGAAAAGCAUCGAUCUCAAAAGACAAAUUACAGGAGUCGGUGAAUGUGGACGGAGCUGCCCAACUCCUCUCUCAACUGUAGAGACAAAACCAAGUCGUAUGCGGUCUGUCGUAUGAGCAAGUUCUGAACACAUUCUAGACAUUACUUGAAACCAGUUAAUCGAAAACGAGCCCUGGAUCUAAUUAAUACAGCAUAAAUAGGAAAAUGAUGUCCAGAGUCAGAUCAUAUAAUAAAUGUAUGUCUGUAUAUUCAAGAACAACUGACAUUCUAGCCGAAAUGACUGGCUCUCAAAAUGAGCAUGUUUUAUAAGUUGAAUUAGAAUUUGUGUCAUGUUUUUAAAUGACAGAUAGAUUAAGUGGUCUGUCUAUAUAACAUCAUCAUGUGGGUUUCAUGUAAUUUACUGUCUUUUGCCAUUGGCCCAAGAACGAUAUGAUAAAGAUGUCCUACAUGGGUGUGAAUAAACAUUUGUAUAGUUA
Messenger RNA from Tachysurus fulvidraco (yellow catfish), 825 nucleotides. It is a transcript of the gene rbis, whose product is annotated as ribosomal biogenesis factor. Lineage: Eukaryota; Metazoa; Chordata; Actinopteri; Siluriformes; Bagridae. The record is from RefSeq and is a predicted model, not a curated record. Gene Ontology annotation, biological process: ribosome biogenesis. Gene Ontology annotation, cellular component: nucleolus. Bases 134 to 430 code for a protein of 98 amino acids. The transcript has 4 exons.